Molecule: messenger RNA, 5244 nt
Organism: Agrilus planipennis (emerald ash borer)
Lineage: Eukaryota; Metazoa; Arthropoda; Insecta; Coleoptera; Buprestidae
Exons: 2
Coding region: 297-3839 (1180 amino acids)
Source: RefSeq, a predicted model, not a curated record
UUUGACACUCUCCUAAUUGUUCUUAACCGUUUUUAAAAAUUUCAAAAAAAUUGAUAAAUAGCUUUUAUAAAUAAGUUUUUAAGGAGAGAAAAACUUCUAAAAAUGUGCAAAUGUAGAAAAUAUAUAACUUAAAAGGAUUCUAAUUAAUUUUGUGUUAGAAUCAUUUACAUAGUGCUUUAUUAAGGUUUCUUAGAUAUUAUUUUAUUGAGCGAUUUAUUAUUAAUUACUAUAGGUGAAGAAUUGAAGCGUAUUAUUAACAGUAUCUCUUUAGACUAUUCUAUUUCUUUCAGAAAAAAAUGGGAAAACCCAAUAUUAGUCGUACAUAUGAAAAAAAGUCUGCUACUGCUGUUGUUAACAGCCUCUUUGCAAGAAACAUUACUAAGAGGAAAACGGAAAAAAUUAAACAAAAGAAAGUGAAAAGAACUGUUCAAAAAAUUUGUAUUAGUGAUUUACCACCUGUAGAUCAUAACCAUCAUUUAUUGAAUGACUCUUUUAAAAAUGAUUCUCCUAUAACUGACUUGUUUGAUCAAAUAAAACGAACAGAGGUCUAUAACCCUGUAAAUUUAAAACCUACAGUACAUUAUUUUAGUUCAGACAGUGAAGUGUCAAAAAAUUAUAAGACUGAUAGUAUACCACUUAUUAGCAUAAUCAAUCCAACCCCUGUUAAGAGGGAAAAAAGACCCAGAAAAAUUACAACCAAAAGGAAGAAUAAGGAGUUCAUAAAACAUUCAAAACAUUGUGUACACAAUAGAAACAGUAGUACAAAAGAACAGAAGACAUUAGACAAAUCUGUGAAUGUAGAAUUAUCAAUUGAAAAUGAACUGCAGAAAAAUAUAGAGUAUAAUACUUUGAAUAUUACAUGUAGCAAAUUAUCUGCAGACAAUGAUGUAUUGGGACCUUUUAUAGAAUUAGCUAGGCCACAAAAAGAGCAAUUUGUAGAUGAUACAAUUUAUGUCACAAGUACACCUCUAGAAACUUAUCGAAGAAAAAUUGAUUACAGUUGUUUGUCUCCAAUUCUUGCAAAAAGCAAAAGAUUUACAUCACAAUCAGUUGGUUUGUCUUCAAUUGACUGUUUAGUGGAAAAGUCACUAGAUGAAAUCAGAAAGUGGGAUUAUGUUGUCCCUGAUUUUAGUUAUUCUGUCCCAAAAAACAAUUCAACAACAAAAGGAAUGAUGUUUGGUAAUUCUCGUAAAUCAUUUAUUAGUGCAAAUAAUUCCUUAAAGAGUGUAUUAGAAGUACCAAGAAGAAGGAAGACCAUAGACUAUUCUUCAUUAAAUAGUACUUCAUUACUUAAACCAGUAACAAAAAAAAAUAGACGUACCUCUUGCAUCGGUUUUAAUGCUAAUGGAGACCGUUUAUCUAAUUGUUGCAAAGAGAAACCUAUACGUUUAAAAGAAUGCUGUGUAAAAUUGAAAUAUUGUGUGGAAUUGGAAAAAAGAAUAGAUUGGAAAUUAAACUGCAGUCCAUUUGUUAAAUUAGAUUACUUAAUUGAUAUUUUAGGAAUAAAUACAAGUAUAAGCUGGAGCAAUUUAAAGGAUAGCACCAAUGAAAAUAGUACAAAUAGCUCUAUUAACUUAAGAAUAAAUAAAAGGAAUGUCAAAAUAAAAAAUAAGCGAAAGAAGUAUAGGAAAGGAAGGCUUCCUUUAAAGGUUCUCAAAAAUAUUAAAAAAAAGAAAAAAACUAGCAAGAAAAAUAUUUUCAAGUCUUCAUUUCGUUAUGAAGAGGAUAAACCGUACCAUUUGCCACAAAACAAAGAUGUCAUUUCUAAUAAUUUAGGUUUGUUAAAGAGGUCGUUAACAAAGAAAUAUAAUAAAUUACUAGAUAAGUUGCCUUCAAAUAUUCAUAAAAAGUUUAUCAAACAGCCACAUGUUGCGUUAAUGCGAAAUCGUGAAUUAGAAUACUGUUUAGUAAACAGAAAAACUAGAAACAGCAGCAGAAGACCCACUUUAUUUUUAUCAAAAGACGCUAGUACGAAAAGGAGCAAAAAUAAAAACAUUUAUUCCGAUAUCUGCUCAUUAGAUAAAGAAAUUAGCGUAAUCGUGGAUGACAUUGUAAAUACGUCGCAAAACUGCCCCACUAAUUUUAUCACAUUGAGAAGAAAAUUAAAAGGAAAUAAUGAUAUUAUUGGAGACCUAGUAAAAACACCCCUUAGCACUUCAAGACAGACUAAGUGCAAUGAGAAAAUGUAUAACUCAAAUGGUUUAUUAAACAAACGCAUUACUGGUAUUGACUUACGAAGAUCUGUAUCUUUGAAAACUUUUGACGUUGAUAAUUGUUCUGAUAACGAGACAGAUCAAUCACAUUAUCCAGUAAACAUUGUUAAAUCCGACUGUACGUCUAAACCUAAAGAGCCAUUACAUAUAAGCAAAAAGCUAAAUAACGAUAUCGCAAAACUUCUUCAAUCUCCACUUAGCGAUUAUGUUAAAAGCAAAUGUUUAAAUAAUCUCAAUGCCUCUGUAAAAUACAAUUCUUCCUCGGAUCUGUUUGAUAGCAAAUCAGAUUUGGAUUUGUCAGAGUGCACAUCACCAGAUAGUGCCACAGAAAAAUACUUGCUUAACAACAGCUCCUUGAAUGUUCAUAUUACCCAAGACAAAAUGGUUAAAAAAUGUUUCAAGUCUCAAAAUUCUACAAUUUCCCAAACAGAAUACGUGGAUCUUCCUAGCACCUGUUCAACUGUUAAAGAUUUAGUAGAUAUGUCCACACAGACGGAUGAUCUUUUUUGUAUCAGCGAUUGUGUGUACGUCCCCUUUGUAAAACCUAGAAGUAUUGAAAAAACUCAAAACUCUUCAGCAAUUGUUGAGAAUAUGGAGGACGUUGAUUUUGUAAUAGAAAUUUCUCAUAAUUCUGCCAGUAAUGAAUUAAAAAAUAUAGAAAAUACAAUUGCAUUAAAGCAACUUAAUAGGGACGACCCCCUUUUUGUAGAAAACUGCAUAGAAAAACUAAGAGAAUAUGUAGUAAAUCCCAUAUCCAACAGUUCCCUUAUUACUCAAAAGGGCAAUGUAACUCAUAGGAGCAAAGAGAAGAAAAUCGUGGAGAAUGUAAUUGAUUUAAAUAAUUCUUGUAGUGGUAACGUAAACGACGAUUUAAAUCGUAUAGAAAAUAUUAUUGCAACUAAAGACGUUAGCAAGUGUGACUCCCUUCGUGCUGAAAAUUGCGUAGAAGAACCCAAAGAAUUUGUAGUAGAUCCCGCUUCUAACAGCUCCUUUAUUACCCAGCAGGGUAAAAUAACUCAUAGAAGCAAAGAGAAGAAGAUCGUGGAGAAAGUCAUUGAUUUAAAUAAUUCAUGUAGUGAUAAUGAGAACAACGAUUUCAGUUGUACAGAAAAUAUAACUGCAUCGAAAGAAGUUAACAAGGAUGACUUCUUUCAUGUAGAAAAUUGCAUAGAAGAACCCAAAAAGUCUAUAGUAGAACCCGUACGCAACAACACUCAACAGGACAAGAUAUGUCGCAGAAGCAAAGAAAAACGAACCAUGGAAAAUGUCAUAGAUUUAAAUAAUUCUUGUAAUAUUAAUGAAAACGACGAUUUCGUAAUGCCGAUACAAAGUUUAAAACCACAAACGUUUACUGUGAAGACUGGAAAAUCGUACAAAAGGUCUCUGUCGUGUUUAAGAAGAAGUUCCUCUCAGCUCCUAGGCAGCACUGUUGCCUUAAGAGAUGGAGGAAGCAGCUGUUCUCUUAUCUCCAAUAUCAGUGAUAGCAGGAGAAGACUAAGUAAAGUGUCAUUGUCACAAGGAUUUAAGGGUUUUCCAAAAUCGGGGGAUACCCUUCUACAGACUUUUGCAGUUGCUUUUACAGGUAAAAUAAAUACAUGUGGUUUAUUUUGUUGUAGAGGAAUUUAAAUGAAUUUUUCUGAAAAUGAUAUUAAAUACUAAUAUGAGUUAUUACUAGGGAAUUUGGAAUAAUUAAUUAAUUUUACAAUAACAUCUUAUAGUUAGUAUUUUGGCUUAUCUGGCUUAUAAUAGAUUAAGGUGUCAUUAAAUUCUCCGAGAAAUACCUAAUUUCUAUUAUGAUUAAGUGCUUUCACAAAAUUACCCAAGGAGUGUAUACAAGAGGGAGGUUUAAAUAGGGAUCAUAAUUCUUCCUAAGAAUUAGUUGUAGAUGUUAUGAGGAAAUUUGAAAUUAAGAUGGUCAGACAAAAAUUGAACGAGUUCAAAUUUUAUUUGCGUAAAAAAUAAUUGCACCAUUUGAUGUAAGAAAAUCAAUAAUAACAUCUCGAAAACAAUUGUUACGGCCAUGUCUGUACGCACUUAGGAAUAGUCUUACUUAUUAUAUGUAUAAUAGCGGUUUAUAGUAUUUCAGAGAAAGCAUGAAAUAUGCAAUAAAAAGUUAAUAAGCAUGCGAGCAAACAUUUAAACUUAUUCGCGGAAUAUUCGCGUAAAGAGAACAAUUUAUCUAUCGUAUUUACGAUUAGUAAUAAUCUAAUAAUAAUGCAUUUGUAUGACGUUUACGGUUUACCAUUUAUUAAAGUAACACGUGGAUACGAAAGUAGGUCAUCUGACAUUAACAAAAAUUGUUGUUUGCUUGUAAUUUAUUACUAAUCGUAAGAAUCGACAUAUGAUUAUUGGGCUAUUGAUCACGCUAGACAGAAUUGUUAUUUUUUCUAAAGGUUGAAGGUCAUGACAGUCACCUUGUUUCUCAGUCCUUGGCAAAUGCGCGAGACUAUGGUACAGUGUGUUGCAAAAUAAAAUUAAUUCCUUUGUAAAUUUUGUGAUAAAAUUAACCUUUUUGAUGCAGUUUUAAUGGGAUACACGAUACAGUAUUAUUACAAAAUCUAGCGUAAUAAAAUGAAUAAUUAAUUACAGUUACUAAUAACAGUCGAAAAAUUAUACCUAUAAACAUUUUGGUGUUUAUUACGGUUUAAUCCAUAUGUUUGUUUAUUAAUUAUUAUCUGUAAAUAUACAAACAACAUGUUCAUUUUUGUUUUACAAUACACAUACAAUUCGAUUCAAUAUAAAUAGAUUGCUUGUGGCAGCAUUAAAAUAAUAAUGUAGGUACAUGACGAUAACUAAAUAGGCCAAAUAUAGCAAAGAUUAGCUGAUAAAUAAUGAGCACAUUUAAAAGUUAAAUAUUUAUUAGGUGCUUAACCAAUUAAUUAGUGGGAGAACCGUGUCUUACUGCCAAAUAUUUAGAUACCGAAAUAAUUAUUUAUAUUAUUAUACCUUUUAUUACAUGUGCAAACAUAUAUUAUAAAAAUACUUCUUUAAAAAUACAUGCCUAUAUAGGUAAUAGUAAAUAAUAAGUACU